Auxenochlorella protothecoides is the source of this 654-nucleotide messenger RNA. RefSeq lists its product as hypothetical. Lineage: Eukaryota; Viridiplantae; Chlorophyta; Trebouxiophyceae; Chlorellales; Chlorellaceae. Bases 1 to 654 code for a protein of 217 amino acids. The record is from RefSeq and is a predicted model, not a curated record. The transcript has 3 exons.
AUGGCUCUGUCCCACCCUCAUCUUGUCAGGGCCUGUCAGGCUCUGGAUGCCACAGAGGAGCAUGCCUCCAGCCCCACAGCCUGGGCUGAGGAGGCGCAAACGUGGCUGGCUGUAGAUCAGGAGCACGCAGACGAGUCUGCCAAGCUGGCGGAAGGCAUGCAUGCGUCCCUGGAAGAAAGCCAGAAGGAGACGGCGCCAAGCUGCUUCGAGCAGACCCCUGCCCAGCUGCUGGAGGCGAGAGGAUUUACCUUUGAGGGCUCGCCACUCAUCCAGCAGCUGCAACACUGCGAGGCGGGGCUUGGACACCCGCUGGCGUGCGACCCCUGGCCCCGGCCCCUGGUCGGCUACCUGGUCCUGGAGCGGCGCUGCAUGCGCUGGUACGCCGCCGCCCGCGCCUUCUACAGGGCCCAGGCCGAGGAGGCCUGCGCCGCGCUCCAGGGCUCCCCCGCCGGCCUCCAGGGCUCCACCGCCGGCGUGGGGCCCCAGCGAUGGGACGCAUUCCUGGCCUCGCUGGCAGAGCGGCAGGCGGAGGUGGAGCGUGCGGUGUACGCGAUGCCGGCGAACGGCGACCUGCAUGCCGCCACCGACAUUCCCGCCCUCUUCCAAGGGUAUGCCGCAGACACGGAGGUGGACGUCAUCGACCUGUGCGACUGA